CAUGCUCAAUUACCACGUUGGCUCGACUGGCUGUGAGGCUAAGCUGCGCCGCACAAUGUCUUUCUGGCAAGACAGCUUCUCCAUUAUGAACAAUCUCUGUCAAAUCAUAUGAGGGACACAAUGGAGCCUCUCCUCCCAUCGCAGGCAGUUGCUUUGUACAAAGGCGUGGGUGGUGGCGGGGUGGUAUGGUCGAGGAAGUUGCAGAGGAAGGGGCGCACUGAGGCAAGGCGGCAGACACAGAGAAACGAGCAGGACGAGGGUAACGGCAGGCUAGUGUUCAUGUUACUCGAGCAUAACGUGUGCAGUACACCGGAGAUGAGGUCGAAGGCUGUGCUGUGGUGGGAUGGUGAGGGUUUGGGGAGCGGCGUAGACGGGCAAAGAGCCAUGCAAGUGCACGACACUCGCCAAAAGGGCUGUGAUACCCAACACUCAGUUGCUCGCAUACCGCCAAAAUAGUAUCAUGAGCAUCAAACGCACUCCGAAUGCUCAUUCCGGAGCCACUCAAUGCUUGCAGCUCGGUAUAUCGUUGGUUCUGUGGUCACCCUGGGCAUUUCACAUGCGCAUGGACCAGCCGCUGAAGCUACGAAAUCUUACCAAGUUGGCUACGUCGACUUCACCGACAACAUCUCCACCUCAGGAAACCCGCUCUCGUACGCCUCUACAACAUUCUGCUCCUAUUAGCAACGACAUCCGUAAGUCCCUGAAGCUCUCCAGCGCUACACAUAGACCCAUUUGGGCUGAACACUCUACGGUUGAAAACCUCCACACCACACCUUCUACCUUUUCACGACGCUCCGCUGCACAAUGGCUUCCUCCAGCACCACCGCGUACACCAUCGUGCGCCCAGCUCCCCACCCUGAACCUCCCCGCGGUCACAUCGGUGACCUUCCUCACAUCGUUCUCUACCGCAUCCUCGUCUGGAAGCUGCUGGCGAACGGCGAGCUACCCGCCGUGGUUGCUUUCGUUGUGGCCACACCUUUCCUCGCGGAAAAGGCUGGUCACGAUGGUGGCACAAAUCUCCUCGCUGCCUGUGGUCUAGACUGGACCAGCAUCUUAUGGCAGCAGGACGUCAAUUUCUGGCAAAACUUCCACAGGCUCCGGCGCAUUCAAAACAGGGAGAGGCGCUAGAUGGU
Molecule: messenger RNA, 1133 nt
Organism: Macroventuria anomochaeta
Lineage: Eukaryota; Fungi; Ascomycota; Dothideomycetes; Pleosporales; Didymellaceae
Exons: 1
Coding region: 461-1039 (192 amino acids)
Source: RefSeq, a predicted model, not a curated record